Chrysochloris asiatica (Cape golden mole) is the source of this 1356-nucleotide messenger RNA. RefSeq names its product glutamic-oxaloacetic transaminase 1-like 1 (gene GOT1L1). The transcript has 10 exons. Bases 1 to 1356 code for a protein of 451 amino acids. Gene Ontology annotation, biological process: L-aspartate biosynthetic process. Gene Ontology annotation, cellular component: cytosol. NCBI's taxonomy places the organism in Eukaryota, Metazoa, Chordata, Mammalia, Afrosoricida, Chrysochloridae. The record is from RefSeq and is a predicted model, not a curated record. Gene Ontology annotation, molecular function: L-aspartate:2-oxoglutarate transaminase activity; pyridoxal phosphate binding.
AUGCCCAGUCUUUCAGUGUUCAUGGAUGUGCCCAUGGCUCACAAGGCAGAAGGCAGCUUGUUAAAGAGCUAUAAACAAGACAACCACCCUAACAAGAUGUUCCUGGCCUAUAGAGUCUGCAUGACUGAAGAAGGACAUCCCUGGGUUUCUCCAGUGGUAACAAAGCUCCGACGACAGAUUGCACAGGAUUCGUCCCUGAACUAUGAGUAUACUGACGUGAUGGGCAUGAAGUCAUUCAUCCAAGCUGCCUUGGAAUUGCUCUUUGGAAAGCACAGCCAAGCCAUUGUGGAGAACAGGGUAGGGGGCGUGCACUCUGUCGGUGACAAUGGUGCCUUUCAGCUUGGGGCUCGUUUCCUCAAAACUUGGCAUCAGGAUUCUCAAAUAGUUUAUAUCACCUCUUUCCAAAAAGAACUGCAUGGACUCAUCUUCCAGGACAUGGGCUUUACAGUUUAUGAAUAUAGCUUCUGGGACCCCACACAGAUGUGCAUGGACCCUGAUACAGUCAUCAAUGUGGUGAAGCAGGCCCCGUGUGGCAGUAUCCUUGUAAUCGGGAACAUUACAGACUGCAAGCUGACCCAGUGUCAGUGGACAAACUUGAUGUCCAUCAUGAAGAGCAAACAGAUUUUCCCAUUUUUUGACAUUACCAGCCAAGGAUUGUCCUCCGGUGACCUGUGUGAGGAUAGUAGAAUCUUACGAUACUUUGUGGCUCAAGGCUUUGAGUUUUUCUGCAGCCAGUCCUUAUCCAAGAAUUUUGGCAUUUAUGAUGAAGGAGUGGGACUCCUAGUCGUGGUGACACACAGCAACCAGCAUCUGCUGUGCGUCCUCUCCCAGAUGAUUAACUUCGCCCAUGAUCUGUGGCUUAGCCCUCCUACUAUGGGUGCCCGCAUUAUCACCUCGAUUCUCAGUAACCCUUCUCUACAAGGAGAAUGGAAGCACAGUGUAAAAAGGGUUGUAGAGAACAUCAUGCUGAUCAAGGAAAAGGUAAAGGAGAAGCUCCGACUCCUGGGAACCCCUGGCUCCUGGGAUCAUAUCACCGACCAGAAGGGGACCCAUAGCUAUCUGGGACUCAACUCCCAGCAGCUGGAAUACCUGGUCAAGAAGAAGCAUAUCUACAUUCCCAGGAAUGGUUGGAUUAACUUCACCUCUGUCAAUGCCAACAACAUAGAUUAUAUCACCCAGAGCAUCAAUGAGGCUGUCCUCUUCACAAUGGACUCAAAGAAAUACCUUCAGAUCCUCACCCUGGCCCCAGCUGCGCCAGCCCCGCCCAGGGCGCCCCGGAUGCAUCGGGAGCUGAGCGCGGUGAAGGCGGGGCUGGGGUGCGAGCAGGUGGGGCGAGCUGGGGGUGCGGGGGUGUGA